Eimeria mitis is the source of this 252-nucleotide messenger RNA. RefSeq lists its product as uncharacterized. The record is from RefSeq and is a predicted model, not a curated record. The coding region runs from base 1 to 252 and encodes 83 amino acids. The transcript is spliced from 5 exons. NCBI's taxonomy places the organism in Eukaryota, Apicomplexa, Conoidasida, Eucoccidiorida, Eimeriidae.
AUGGGCGUGCUGCGGGUUGUAGACGUGUUCGGCAGCAGACAGCCAGGCUUUGCAGGCGUCAAGUUGUCGGGGAAGGCGAGCGCUCUUUGUGUGUUGGCCUGGCCACCACAGGAAGUGGGUUGGGCUCUUCGUAAUGCUUUGUGCAGCGUGCUGCGGGUUGUAGACGUGUUCGGCAGCAGACAGCCAGAGCUGGCCUAUCUAAGUGACGUAUUGGGUAUUGCUGUUGUAUUCUACCGACUUGCCCGAGCAUAA